Molecule: messenger RNA, 1349 nt
Organism: Owenia fusiformis
Lineage: Eukaryota; Metazoa; Annelida; Polychaeta; Sabellida; Oweniidae
Source: the annotation of a GenBank genome assembly
UGAAAAGCAAAUUUUUAACUCUUGUGCAAAGUAGCGUUAUUUAAUUUAAAGAUAAGUAUAGUUACGAAUAUGCAGUGGAGUGAUUACGGUCCCCUUCUUGUUGGAGGGGUCAGCCUCUCGGUGGUAAAACAUUUGUGCCUUAAAUACGUAACAUGGAGGCAUAAAGUGAACUCAAAAGAGGUUGCAACUAUAGACGCAAUAUAUUUCUAUCCGUUCAAGUCACUAAAAGGGAUAAAGGUGGAGGAAUGUGACGUAACACACGCGGCAUUGAGAUAUAAGGGGGUAUUGGACAGGAGUUUUAUGAUUGUCGACGAUAAUGAUAAAAUCAUAACAAACAAAGAACAACCUACUCUCUGUCUUGUGACACCCAGCAUUCUUGAUGAUAAGCUUUGGCUACACGCAGAGGGCAUGGCUGAUGUAUGCCUACCUCUGAAACAAGAGCUUGCCAAACAUAGUUCCAUUAGAACAAUACCAAACUACUUUGUGGACAACAUAGGAAUGGAUUGUGGAGAUACUGUAGCGAAUUGGUUUAAUGAAUAUCUGAACAAAACCAACUUGCGGGUGAUCUACUUCUAUGAACAAGAGGUGUUUAUUCAACGAGAUAUAAUUGGAUUCAGAUCAUAUGUUGAACAAUAUUCGAAACCUUGGGAUAUGGCCACCUUCAAUGAUUGUUUUCCUAUCAGUAUGGUAUCUCAAGAGUCAAUUCUUGAUCUAAACAAAAGAUUAGAUGAAGAAGACAAAGUAACUCACGCCAAUUUUAGAAUGAAUUUGAUGGUAAAGGGAUGUGAGCCAUAUGCGGAAGACUUUUGGGAUGUUUUCUACAUAGGAGAUCAGACAAAGAUACAUUUGUGUUCUGUCUGUCCAAGAUGUAUAGCACCAAAUGUGAAUUCUACAACAGGAGCUCGCAACAAUAACUUUCAACCAGGGAAAAAGUUGCUACAAUAUAGACAAGCUACGCAAUUUAAGGCAACGCUGCAUGACGAGGCCAAAAUAAUGGCUGAUUUGCCAGCAUUGGGGACAUUUUGUGGUGUAGAUGUGUGUGGCACCAUUAAAGUUGGGGACAUUAUCACAGCAUAGAAACUGCUGUCGUAAAUUCACUUAUAAAAGCGUUAUUCCAUCAGUCAAUAUAUUUAUCGUAAUCAAUCCACUCGCGCCCGAUAUUCUUGGGCAUUAAAUCAAUUGUAAAUAACAAUUGAUAGUGAUUCUCUGGACUAUAUUAGUUAAAAUAAAUGAUUAUAUUGCUAUUGUGAUGUCAUAAUAGUCAGAUUUUGACUAUUUUUUAAAUUUUAAGGAAUACAUAUAAAUAGAAUUAUAUCUUUACUCAAGGAAAAUAUUUAACGCAUUUGGAC